Messenger RNA from Folsomia candida, 1087 nucleotides. RefSeq lists its product as uncharacterized. The transcript is spliced from 5 exons. The record is from RefSeq and is a predicted model, not a curated record. NCBI's taxonomy places the organism in Eukaryota, Metazoa, Arthropoda, Collembola, Entomobryomorpha, Isotomidae. The coding region runs from base 538 to 936 and encodes 132 amino acids.
UAUCAGUGCGCGUCAGUGAUCUCACAGAAUGCAAUUCAAGUCCAAAAUAUCCGUAAUGCGGAUAGUAACAGAUUUCCAGCCGUUAAUUUUUGCAGUGGGUCUGAUCCUAAUAAUUUCAGGUGCUGCAGCAACUAAAAAAUGUAACUUAUUUAAGCGUAGUAAGCCUACACUCUUAGAAAUUCGGUUACAAAAUAAUGCGGAGGAGGAUUCAUAGGCGAAGGUACAAAAAUUGUCUUUUUAAACUUACCUAUUUAGAAUACGGUAAGAAAUGUGAACCUCCAACCGAUCCGUGUCGACAUGAUCUGCCGUAAUGGAACCUGUCGGUGUGCAGAUGAACACUAUUUUAGUUCAAGCUCUUCGUCCGAAGGCUGUUUUGCCUAUACCCAGAUUCAGCGCAUUGUCACGAUUGAGGACCAUCCUUGGGUGAUUGUAAACGAGUCUUAAGUCCUCUCCUCACAAGCCAUUACUCCAGCGUUUUCCUGCCGACACACAACCUGCUACACCGGCUUCCUCAUCGAUAUUCUUCACAAAAUCGAUAUGAGAAUUAAAAACCUGGACAACUGCACUAUUCAAGGCGUAGAAAUGUUCGGCAAUCUAUCACAGACUGGUCAACCUUUAUCUAAAAAGGACCUUGCUGGUGUAAUCUUGCGCGGGGAGGCAGAUCUUGCUUUGGCAGCGUUUGAGGAUAGAAGCACAAAAAUGGCUGCUUUCCCCUUCAUUUAUAGACACAAUGGGACGCAAUUUUAUUCCUUUAGUCUUGGCUUACCAAAAUCUUCGACGGCUGUUUCGCAAUUUUUGUUGGGAUUUCAUCAGGUUCGCCACGAUAAAUAUAUGUCCGCCUUGUUGGAAAAAUGGUUUGUAGUGGGUACCCCCUUGUGGACGAAGGAGAAACAAAUCACUAACUUUACGCCAGAGUAUGAGUGCCUUUAUAAAUAAUAUGUGUAGGUCCAUGUUCAUGUCAAAGUGUUACAAAAAAUGUCAAAAGGAUUCACAUAUGUACAAUUUUCAUUGGCAAUUUACGAUGUUGUACAUAUUUGAUAUGAAUAAAUGGUUUAAAUAGGUUUCGAUUGAUUAAGUUUUUACGGAU